CAGCAGCUGGGCUGUGGCUCGGCUUCUGGUGCCUACUUUGCCCUUGACCGCUUUGGUGUCAGAGUUGGUCCCAUCAGUCUUGUCCUAGUGGACUGCAGUGGGGACGAAGCCACACUCUGGGACUGCAAGAUCCGUGGCUGGGGACCCUAUAACAUCAGCAUCCCUUACAGGGACACUGCCGUUGUGUGCCAAGGCUUUUCCCAGCUGGUCGGAGGCGAUGGAGCCUGUGCCGGGCGGCUGGAGGUGCGUCAGGGCCGGGCGUGGGUCGGUGUCUGUGCGGAUCAGGUGGACAUGAAGGUGGCGCAGGUGGUGUGCAGGGAGCUGGGCUGCGGCGAGGUGAUCGGCAUCGCCGGCAGUGGCCGUUUUGGGGCGGUGUCGGGAUCGCUGUGGGACGGGGGCUUCCAGUGCCAUGGCACCGAGCCCCUGCUCAGUGCCUGUGCCCGGCGUCCGCGCCACGACGAGGCCUGCCCCGGCCCUGGCAGCGUCAUCUGCUCGUCCUACACGGGCUUCCGAGUGGCGAACGGCAGCUCGGGCUGCUCCGGGCGAGUGGAGGUGGCGGUGAGGGGCACGUGGGGCUCCGUGUGCGCCAGCGAGUGGGAGCUGCCCGAUGCGCACGUCCUGUGCCGGCAGCUGGGCUGCGGCCGCGCCCUCAGCGUGGCCCCGGGAGGCUCCUUCGGCAGCGGGGAGGGGCCGCUGCGGCCGGACGCCUUCGGCUGCAGCGGGAGCGAGCGGCACCCGGGCGAGUGCCCCGUGGCCGUGCUGGGGAAGCUGCCCUGUGCCCCCGGAAACGCCGCUGCUGUCAACUGCUCAGGCACUGCUGAGUCCCUGCGGCUGGUGAAGGGUGAGACCCGCUGUGAUGGGUUUCUGGCGUUGGCCAGAAGAACCGGGUACUGGCGCCGUGUGCCAGGAGAGGUUUCGCUCCUACGGAAUUUGAGCAAUGUGUGCUGGAAACUGGGCUGUGGAGGACUGGAGAGGAGUUAUGUUGUCCAUGGGAAGUCCUACCUGUGGGAAAUGAGCAAAUUGAGUUCCAUCUUGAAAUCGGUAGUCAAAAACAUCGUGCAGAUGACCACCGAUCUGACCAAUAGGACCAUACCUGAGGAUUAUUUUGGGUAUGAUUACCGCUACAUGACCACUGGACCAGCUGACACCCCUCAUGGGACCAACAUCGUCUGCUCAGGCAGCCUGCAGGUGAGGCUGGUGGGGAGCUCUGGGCGCUGUGCCGGGCGUGUGGAGGUCUAUUCCGGUGGCGGCUGGAGCUGGGUGUGCCAGGAAGGCUGGGAGCUGCAGGACGCGGCCGUUGUGUGCCGGGAGCUGGGCUGUGGCACGGCCCUGGAGGCCCCGAGCUGGGCGCGGUUCGGGGCCGGCACGGGGCCGCUGUGGCCGUACAUCCCCGAGUGCUCCGGGUCCGAGGAGUCUCUGUGGCGAUGCGGGCGCACGGAACGGCGCGAGUGCGGGCGCGGCGGCGGGGCAGGGGCCGUCUGCUCAGAGCAUCUCUCCGUGCGGCUGGCAGGAGGCCCUGGGAGCUGCCGGGGCUUCCUGGAGCUGUUCCACAACGGCACCUGGGGCCGCGUGUGCGCCAACGGCACCGGCCCCGGCACCGCCGCCGCCGUCUGCCGCCAGCUGGGCUGUGGGCACCGGGGCCGGCUCUCGGAUGUCCCCGCCCUGGAGCCGACCGACGCCUGGCUGGCCUGGCUGGGCUGUGAGGACGGGGCCCGCUCGCUCUGGCACUGCCCCUCGGCACCCUGGCACCCGCAGAGCUGUGGCACCGGCGGGCACGCCCACGUGGAGUGUGAGGGCAGCAGUGCUGGCACCGCUGAGGGACACACCAGCCCCUCUCCGCAGGCUGCCAGCAGCACAGGUGUCCCCCGCAGAAGGGCCCCGGCCGUGGCCGUGGGGACUGUGCCUGUGCCCACGGUGCUGUGCGUGGUGCUGGGGACGCUGCUGUGCCUGUCCCUGGGUGCCCUGGCCCUGCUGCUGUGCCGUGCCCGUGCCCGGCGCCCAGGCCCUGGCCGAGCUGCAGAUGCCAUCUCCAACGCUGUCUACGAGGAGCUGGAUUACAAAGCCAUGGCCGAGUACCAGGAGGUGCCCACUCCCCCAGGUUCCCUGUUGGAGGGAUGGGUGAAGAAGCUGCCGUAUUCCAGCGGGGACAGCGUGGAGGGGAGUGACAGCGAGGCAGCCGCAGAUCCCCCUGCCCGGCGCGAGCAAGGAGGCCCGGAUGGCUACGACGAUGUCCUGGCUGUGCCCCAGGAGCCCCCCGCUGCCAGCACUGGGGACAUGUGCGAGGGAGUGGCACGGCAGAGCUGGAUGUGUGUCCUCCCCACAGGCGGGAUCUACAACCCUGCAAAUCCCCCAGCAGCCUCCGGGGACCCCUCGGAACAGCCCCCUGGACACAUGGACUAUGAUGAUGUCGGCAGCAGCGCCCCGGGGACGUUGCCCUGAGGAUGCCCUGGCCAUGUCACAGCCUUGGGGACAUGAGUGUGGCAGUGUGGCGGGGCCCUGUCCCCAGGGAGGGCUGGCCCUGCCCUCAGAGCUCAGCCCUCGCUGUCCAGCGCUGCAGGAAAACAGCUGCUGUGCAGGGAUUUUCUGUGAUUUCAGUGUGACUUUCCCUUUUUUCCUAUUAAAACCCAAACUGGUCAGAGA
Passer montanus (Eurasian tree sparrow) is the source of this 2640-nucleotide messenger RNA. Its product is annotated as antigen WC1.1-like. Gene Ontology annotation, cellular component: membrane. The record is from RefSeq and is a predicted model, not a curated record. Lineage: Eukaryota; Metazoa; Chordata; Aves; Passeriformes; Passeridae. The annotation marks the transcript as partial. The transcript is spliced from 11 exons.